Gavialis gangeticus (Gharial) is the source of this 1947-nucleotide messenger RNA. It is a transcript of the gene SCG3, whose product is annotated as secretogranin III. NCBI's taxonomy places the organism in Eukaryota, Metazoa, Chordata, Crocodylia, Gavialidae. The transcript is spliced from 12 exons. Gene Ontology annotation, cellular component: secretory granule membrane. Gene Ontology annotation, biological process: protein localization to secretory granule. The record is from RefSeq and is a predicted model, not a curated record. The coding region runs from base 63 to 1478 and encodes 471 amino acids.
GCCCGGCCAGGCUCCCCCGCCAGCCACCGCCGCCCACCCCCGGCCUGCUGCACAGCACCAGGAUGGUCCUCAAACUGGCCGUUGUGAUUCAGGUGCUGGCAUUGACCGUGGGCCACGUUCACGGCUUCCCUAAACCCGAGGGGGCCAGAGAUAAAGUUAUUCACAACAGACAAUUAAGUGCAGAGAGACCUUUGGAGGAACAGAUUGCUGAAGCUGAGACAGACAAGAUCAGAAAAACAGUCUCCACAGAAAAUAAGCCAGAAUUCAGAAAUUAUUCCUUUGCUGAUGAUUUGAACCUGCUACAGUCAGUAGCAGAAAAAGAAAGAAAUGAAAAGGAGAGGGCAUCAAUUAGAAGCUCCCUAUACGAGCACCAACUGGCCCUUGAUGAUGCAGACUCCACCAAGAACCGCAGGCUCGUGGAUGACUAUGACUCCACUAAAAGUGGGCUGGAUUAUAAAUUUCAAGAUGAUCCAGAUGGUCUCCAUCAACUAGAUGGCACUCCCUUAACUGCUGAAGAUAUUGUCCAGAAGAUUGCCACCAGAAUUUAUGAAGAAAAUGAUAGAGGAGUAUUUGAUAAAAUUGUCUCAAAGCUGCUAAAUUUGGGUCUAAUUACAGAGAGCCAGGCCUAUACUCUGGAAGAUGAAGUGGCUGAAGUUCUACAACAGUUAAUUGCUAACGAAGCAAAUGAUGGUGAGAAGGAGUCAGAAGCUCUUGAUUACCCUCCAAGCAGAACAGACAGUGAUACAGAAAAAAAACAGGAGGAAAACAUGACCCCCAGCAAUGCUGAUCAAGAUGGUUUUAUUAAUGGAGAAUCUGAUGAUACUUUGGAUAACGCAUGGUCUUCCUCUAAUGCCUUGGAAAGAAGAAAUGAACUCCCUUCAGACAAUAAUUUUGAGGACCUCCAAUAUUUCCCAAACUUUUAUGCACUGCUAAAAAGUCUUAAUUCAGAGACAGAGGCAAAAGAAAAAGAAACCCUGAUAACUAUCAUGAAGACACUGAUUGAUUUUGUGAAGAUGAUGGUUAAGUAUGGAACAAUCACACCAGAAGAAGGUGUUUCCUACCUUGAAAACUUGGAUGAAAUGAUUGCUCUGCAGACAAAGAAUAAGCUUGAGAAACCUUCUACUGAUACCAAAAACAAGCUGCUAGCAGACAAGAGUAAUGAAGAGACUGACAGCACAAAGGAAGAAGCAGCUAAAAUGGAAAAAGAAUAUGAGACUUUGAAGGAUUCCACAAAAAUUGAAGAGCAAAAUACAGCAGGAAACACUAACCAGCCAAAAGGGAAAGCUGAAGCAUAUUUGGAGGCAAUCAGGAAGAACAUUGAAUGGCUAAAGAAGCACAGCAAGCAGGGACCUAAAGAAGAUUAUGAUCUUUCCAAACUGCGAGACUUCAUUGAUGAGCAAGCAGAUGCUUAUGUGGACAAAGGCAUCCUGGACAAAGAAGAGGCAGAUGUGAUCAAGCGCAUAUAUAGCAGCCUGUGAAAACACAGGAAGAAUGGUGUCUGCUGAACACUUAGGAAACUAUAGGAUAGCUUCACCCACUCCUAGCUCAGUGACCUAAAAUCUGUUAUUUUGAAGGUAUCAUUAGAAAGUGCUCUGUUUGCAUCGUACUGAACCUUUUCUACACACAAAUGUACACUGACAGCACACUGUACUUUCCUACAUAAAAAACAUCCCCAUGGACAAAUUCUGAUAUCCAAUUUAUAUUUAACAGGGUAAAUAUUCACAUAACGUUCCCUUAACUUACAGUUUGCAUUGAUUUGCCCCAGUAGAUAAACUAGAUUUUGUAGGAAAACUGUUUUAAUGCGACUGUUUGUUCCCAGUACAUUAGUUUUCCAUAGAUGCUACUAUAUGUACUUGUAAAGGGCAUUAUUAGACAAUGAAUUCCACUUAUUAGUUCUCCAAAUAAACAUUUGAAAUAAUUUACAUAUUAAACUUUUCAUUAGUCUUA